Molecule: messenger RNA, 2319 nt
Organism: Drosophila subobscura
Lineage: Eukaryota; Metazoa; Arthropoda; Insecta; Diptera; Drosophilidae
Gene: MFS14
Product: putative inorganic phosphate cotransporter
Exons: 4
Coding region: 312-1814 (500 amino acids)
Biological process (GO): monoatomic anion transport; transmembrane transport
Cellular component (GO): plasma membrane
Molecular function (GO): transmembrane transporter activity
Source: RefSeq, a predicted model, not a curated record
GCAGUCGCAAUCCGCACCUUUCGCCAGAACGUUGAAAAGACACCUCCUCUGUGUCCACCCAGGCAUCGAUCCAAUCCAACGCGUGCUCAGUUUUACAGUCGUGGAAAAACAGCCAACCGUCGAAAGAGAGAGUAUACUCGCGUCUAAAAACAAUUUAAAUAAAUAAAGCACACAUGUGUGUUCCAACUUCAUGACGGAACCGGAACACGUUGUGUGAAAUAUCAAAAAAAAAAAGAAAGAAAAUACUCAAAAAAUUCCAGUGAGAACGUUCCAAUUGAGGUUUCCAUUCAGUUUCAACCCGCGUCGCACACAUGACCACCGCUCUGACAAUGGUGAAAACAGGAGGUAAAUACGCCAAUGAGAAACUCUUCGGCGUGAGGCAUGUGCAAUGCAUCCUCUGCUUCUUCUGCCUGGCGAUGUGCUACGCCUGGCGGGUGAACCUCAGUGUGGCCCUGGUGGCCAUGUCCGAGCCACCCUCCGUGAAUGUCACUGAGAAUGACACUGCCAGCGCCGUGCCAGACGAUGAUGACGACGAUUUUGGUAUAUUCAAAGCAGAGUACUAUCCGUUCGACGAAGGCCAGAAGUCGUACAUGCUGAGCAGCUUCUUCUGGGGCUACAUCGUCACCCAGGUGCCCGGCGGUUACAUUGCCCAGCGGUACGGGGCCAAGAUGCUGCUGCUCGCUGGCCUGGCUGCCGCCGCCAUCCUCACCAUCAUCUCGCCGCUGGCCCUCAAGCUGGGCGGCUGGAUUGCGCUGUGUGCCGUUCGCUUCACGAUGGGCCUCACCCAGGGUGCAGUGCACCCGGCCACGCACGCGCUGCUCUCCAAGUGGUCGCCGGCCAACGAGCGCGGCAUGCUGGGCACCAUCUGCUAUUCGGGCGCUCAGUUCGGAACGGUGGUGAUGCUGGCGACGAGUGGCUACAUUGCCGACUCCUUCAUGGGCUGGCCGAGUAUUUUCUACCUGGGCGGUGCCUGCGGCUUCGUGUGGGUCGUCUUUUGGUACGUGUUCUCGUCCAGCACGCCGGAGGAGCACCGCUUCAUCUCGCCGGAGGAGCUCAAGUUCAUCGAGGAGUCGCGCAGCGAUGGCAAGAUGCAGUCGGCCGACAACCUGGCGCCGACUCCCUGGCUACCCAUCUUCACGUCGAUGCCGUUCCUGUCGUUGCUGGUGGUGCACUGCACCCACAUGUUCGGCUUCUGGACGCUGCUCACCCAGAUCCCCAGCUACAUGAAGAACAUCUACGGCAUCGAUAUCAAGGAGAGCGCGCUGCUGUCCUCCCUGCCCUACACCGUGAUGCUGCUGCUCAGCUUCUUCUUCGUCUGGCUGUCCAAGGUGCUGCAGAGGAACAAGUCGUUGUCGCUGUCCUUCAACCGCAAGUUCUUCAACAGCAUCGGCCACUGGAUACCCAUGUGCUCACUCAUCGCCCUGGGCUAUGUGCCGAAGGAGGACAAUCUGCUGGCCGUCGUCCUGUUAACCCUCACCGUCGGCAUCAGCGCUGCCACCUACCUGGGCUUCCAGGUAAACCACAUCGAUCUGUCGCCCAACUAUGCCGGCACCCUGAUGGGCCUCACGAAUGGAGCGGCCAACAUCAUGAGCGGCAUUGCGCCCCUUGUUGUCGGUCAGAUCGUGCAAGAUCCGAAAAAUGUGAACGAAUGGCGACUGGUGUUCUUCCUGGCCGCCGCCGCCUACUUCAUCGGCAACCUGCUCUUUGUGGUCUUUGGCCGAACGGAAGUGCAGUGGUGGGACUCGCCGGAGCAGUCGGUGGACGAUGUGGAGCAAGGAGUGCCGCUGUCGCCGAAUGGCCAAGAUAAGCGCUAGAUCUGGAUAGACCACCACAACCACCACAUGAUAGGGGCAUGAGUCGAGUCGAGUCAUAGCUGUUGUUUCAUAGUUUUUAGUCGUAGUCAAAUAGUUAGGGACAAUACCAUAACGACGAUCGCGUGCUUCCAUUAGCGAUAUUAUAAGUUAAUUGUUUAGUUCUAAGGCAGCGUAAAUUAUUGUUUGCAGUAUUUUCCAUAAUGUACAUAAUCUAAAGCUAAAUCAAAUUAAACUUGCAACAUGAGAAAGCGUUCAGUGUAAAUAGCAGAAAGAGAGAGAGAGAGAGAGAGAUGUGCUGCUAAAAAAAACUCUAGUAAUUGUUAUGUUUAGUGUUUAAGCUAGGAAUAAACAAAAACCCAACUUGUGAUGCACGAAAAGUGAACUAAAAAAGGCAAAAAAAACAAAACAAAACAAAACAAAACAAAAGAAAGAAAAAAGCAAUGAAGACAUUCAAAGCCAUUUAAUAAAACAGCUCAAAAGGAAGCUGAAACCAAGUCAAAUCGUA